This is a messenger RNA of Gavialis gangeticus (Gharial), 1653 nucleotides long. RefSeq names its product t-complex-associated-testis-expressed 1 (gene TCTE1). The transcript has 5 exons. Gene Ontology annotation, cellular component: sperm flagellum. Bases 103 to 1584 code for a protein of 493 amino acids. Gene Ontology annotation, biological process: flagellated sperm motility. Gene Ontology annotation, molecular function: protein binding. The record is from RefSeq and is a predicted model, not a curated record. NCBI's taxonomy places the organism in Eukaryota, Metazoa, Chordata, Crocodylia, Gavialidae.
CCAGCUGUUGCCCGGCAACCGCGGCCGGGCCGGACAGGAGGCACUGGCAAUAGGAAGAUGGUUUGACUGCUGGCCCUUUCUACAACUGUCUUUCUUCUAAGAAUGCCAACUGUAAAUGUGGCUGGCAAUUGCCAGCCAGAAGCAGACUGUGCCUCUACUUCAUCAAAAGGGAUAGCCUCAUUCUCCCAAGUGAAGAUGCAGGAGCCGGUCCUUGGAGAUACCAGUGUGAUGCCCCCCCCAGUGCGAACAUCUGUGGUGAACCCUGCAGCCAACAUCCGCCACAUGCGACGGAUCAUUGCUGAGGAUCCAGAGUGGUCCCUAGCCAUCGUACCACACCUCACUGAGCUCUGCCUUCAGCACAUCAUCAUCAACUUUGAAAAGAAACCUAUUUUGAACCAUCUCUUGCCUGAGCACCAAAAGAGAGUGCUGGACAGGAUCUCCACAGGCCUUCCUCUCUCUGUGACAGCCAACCUGAUCAGUGAUGAAGGCUACUGGAAGAGGUGCUGCAUUGAGCGUUGGACAGUUUGUGAUGUCUCCUGCUAUGGGGGCAGCUGGAAGCGGAUGUUCUUUGAACGCCACCUGGAGAACAUCCUCAAGUACUUCGUCCCUAAUGUAACAGACCCUGAUCGGGUCCUGGAUGUCAUCCCUCUCUGCAAGGACUAUGUCAGGAAGCUGGAGAUUGACCAGUUCCUCCCUCCAGUGAAGCUAGAUGAGAAGAAGGAAGAGGAAGACCUGUCUGAUUCUGGGAGUGAUGUUGAGAAUGAUGAACUCUCCAUGCACCACUAUGACAUAGGGGGGCUCAUUGUUGCCCUUCCUCAUCUAGAAGAGCUGAAUCUGUCCUAUGGAGUGAAGGAUUGUGGCAUGAACUUUGAAUGGAAACUCUUUAACUUCACCUCUAAGGACUGUUCCAAUCUGGCCAAGGGUCUUAAGAAGUGCCAAAGCUUGAAAGUCUUCAAACUGACCCGCAGCAAAGUGGAUGAUGACAAGGCCCGGCUGCUGAUUCGGAACUUGUUGGACCACCCAUGCCUGGUGGAGCUGGACUUCUCUCACAAUCUGAUUGGGGACCGAGGAGCGAGAGCCAUUGGCAAACUGAUGAACCACAGCAGACUAGAAAUUCUCACCCUGUGCAAUAACCAGAUUCGGCCCCCAGGUGCCCAGGCAAUUGCUCAUGCUCUCGCUAAGAAUUCAACACUGAUAUCUUUGAACUUGCGCCUCAACUGCAUUGAGGAUGAGGGAGGGCAAGCCGUAGGCCACGCCUUGCUGAGCAAUUCCUCUCUGAGAUCUAUCAAUCUGGCAGGCAAUGAGCUGUCAGAGCCCACAGCGACACUUUUCUCUCUAGUCCUUGCUCAGAACACAGCUCUCACUAGCAUCAACCUCUCAUGCAACCACAUAGGACUGGAUGGUGGGAAGCAGCUGCUGGAAGGAAUGUCAGAUAACAAAACCAUGACUGAAUUUGAUCUACGCCUGGCAGAGGUGGGACAGGAGAGCGAGUACCUCAUUAACCAGACCCUGAGGGCCAACCAGGAGAUAGCCCGUUUGAAGACCCUGCAGCAAUCAAACUCCCCCCGAGAAAAGCUCCCAUAGUCGGAUUAGUCUUUCAUACAUUGUUAUUUUGCUCUGCAGCUAUUGAAAUGAAAUGCUUCUUUUUACUGA